AUGUAUUACAGUCACAGGGGAAGGGGGACGGGGUUGUCGGGCAGGUUUCGCUUGUCAGCACAGCGUUUGAGGGGAUUUACGAUUAGCAUCCAGGAUUUGGAAAGGAAAGAUAUCUUUGAUCUGUACAAGCCCAUGCAUGACCGACUCUGUCAUCAAGUACUCAUUUCCCCCGGCUUGACGACGAUCCCGAACUUGUUUGGUACCCAGGAUGUGCUGACCGGAUAUGAGCCGUCAGAUCUCGCCUCACAGAGAAGACUUCACGGCAGAUCAUGCAUUCAUGUCUUUGCACAUUGUGAUGCGUUUCCUGGACAUGCGUUUUCAGCAUGCUUCUUCGACUGA
This is a messenger RNA of Chondrus crispus (carragheen), 339 nucleotides long. RefSeq lists its product as hypothetical. The record is from RefSeq and is a predicted model, not a curated record. The coding region runs from base 1 to 339 and encodes 112 amino acids. The transcript has a single exon. Lineage: Eukaryota; Rhodophyta; Florideophyceae; Gigartinales; Gigartinaceae.